Messenger RNA from Drosophila eugracilis, 2979 nucleotides. It is a transcript of the gene Pur-alpha, whose product is annotated as transcriptional activator protein Pur-alpha. The transcript is spliced from 10 exons. The record is from RefSeq and is a predicted model, not a curated record. Gene Ontology annotation, cellular component: nucleus. Gene Ontology annotation, biological process: regulation of transcription by RNA polymerase II. Gene Ontology annotation, molecular function: purine-rich negative regulatory element binding; RNA polymerase II transcription regulatory region sequence-specific DNA binding; DNA-binding transcription factor activity, RNA polymerase II-specific. Bases 342 to 1184 code for a protein of 280 amino acids. NCBI's taxonomy places the organism in Eukaryota, Metazoa, Arthropoda, Insecta, Diptera, Drosophilidae.
CUAUUCGGGACUUGUUUUUUCACCCAUAUAUUACAAAUUUUGUGGUUUCGUUUCGACGAAUAAAUAUAAUGAGCGAGUGUGUGUACAUUGCAGAUCUCUCAUUUACAGUUUACAAUAUUUUUCCCCUUAUGCGAUUUGUAAUUGUUAAACUGUGCUGAGGGAUACGCCAAUAUAUACGCAUAGAAAGCUCCGUUCAAGGAAAGGUCACUAAUCGUAUUUAAAGAGUAUUUCUUAAAAGGCGGUUGAUUGAGUCCCAAGAGUAGAGGCAACGUGCUAAGAAGAGAACGGAGGGGCCGUAAUUAUUUAUCCAGCCACGAAAUUAUAAUAAAGGUCAAAUCGUAAUGUCUGAUUUGGGAAGCGGAGAUGAAGGCAUCUCAGGAUCAAAAUACAAUGUUGCAAACAUGGAGGGUUCUUCAAGUAGGAACGAGUUCGAAUCUUCUAUAAAAGGCGGAAGUGGUGUGGAACAAGAAUUGGCUACUAAAAUGCUUCAAAUCCAAUCCAAACGAUUUUAUCUGGAUGUGAAACAAAAUCGGAGAGGUCGUUUUAUAAAAGUAGCAGAGAUUGGCGCUGAUGGGAGACGAAGCCAAAUUUAUUUAGCCCUUUCAACUGCAUCUGAAUUUCGCGAUCAUUUGUCGUCUUUUAGCGAUUACUAUGCUUCUCUAGCUGGUCAAAACACAGGCCCCCCAAACACUGAAAACUUACCAGAGGAUGGUAAAUUAAAAUCCGAAAUGAUGAUAAAAGAUUAUAGAAGAUAUUACUUAGAUCUAAAGGAAAAUGCUCGAGGGCGAUUUUUACGGGUAUCACAAACCAUUACCAGAGGCGGUCCUAGAUCUCAAAUAGCUCUUCCGGCUCAGGGAAUGAUCGAGUUUCGCGAUGCCCUUACAGAUUUGUUGGAAGAGUUUGGAGCGAACGAUGGAGGCAGAUUUAAAGGAGAUUUGCCUGAGGAGCGGCAUAUGAAAGUGGAUAAUAAAAACUUUUAUUUUGAUAUUGGACAAAACAACCGAGGAGUCUACAUGCGGAUAAGCGAAGUAAAAAAUAACUUUCGAACUUCAAUAACUAUCCCGGAAAAAUGUUGGAUUCGCUUUCGAGAUAUUUUUAAUGAUUAUUGCGAUAAGAUGAAAAAAUCGUCCGACUCAAUUACUGCCGAAAAUAAUCUACCGACAUCCUCAAAUAGUCUUAAAUAAAAAAUUCCAGUGAUUUAUGCAUUCUUAUUCGAAGGCAUGCAAAAUACAUUAUUAUAUGUCGAUUGACCAAGAAACAAUGUAAAGCGUGUAAUGUCUAACAUAACCAACAAGUCUUAGAAAUAUGCGAAUAAUUAAGCUUGAAUAACAAUGAUAUUGUUAUUUACUAGCAUUUUGCCAAAUAUGUGUUAGUAUUUAAUUUUAAUUAUAAAAAUAAUAAUUUAGUUAGAGUUAAAGUAGAGAAAAUGUUGUCUUAAAUUAAAAGAGACCGAAUUAAAUAAUCAUUUGGUGCCUGGUUGAAAUUGCAAGUGCAAGCCUUGUCACUGUAAUGCUAUAACAUGCAAAAAUUGAAAUUAUUUGACAAUGGUCCUGAAUGUAUGUUUAGAGAUGAAUUUUUCAUUUCUAAUAAUUUUUCAUUUUUAAUCAUAUGACAUUUAUAUUACAAUAAUAUUUUUUUUUUUUUAUUUAUAUAGCUUACGUUGCGAAAAAUCCUAAGAAAGUUUUUCUUUUCACUUUAUCGUAAAUUAUGCAAAUAACCAGCCCUUCAUUAAGUACACUUUUGCGUAUACAGUUUAAUGAUUUCUAAAUAGAUUGCAAGCUGAUGUGGUUAAUGGCUAUGUUCACUUAUAUUAAAAGAAUUACAAGAUGGUGUACGAAAAUUAAUAUUUAAAAAAAUAAUAUGUCUUUAAUUCAAUGGUAUUACAUAUAUGACUUUAAAUAUAUUUUUUUCAAUUGGAAAUAAGAACAAUGAUCAUUGAUGUCAACCGAAGUACCUAAAGAAAUACUGAAUUAAGUUUAAUAUUUAACAAUUAUAUUUCGUCAAAGAAAAAUUAUUUUGCUUCCCAUUAAAACGAUAUCAUCCAACAAAUUCUACCAAUCACAAUACUUAAAAUUAUAAUUGAUUAAUUUCCUGUUAAAUCUAUUAAUUAUAUAUCGACGUUAAAUCUAUUUGGAGAAAACAAAAGAGCUUGUAAAACCAAAUCUGAAAAUCGAUAAGUAUGUAUGUAUAUGCAAUCAGACUUGCGCCGUACAUUACUGAUUACGGAUUUUCAGCUCUCUUACAGUCCCAGCUAUUAGGUUUUAGAUUUUUCUUAAUGAGUACCUUUCUGUUGGUUAAUUACGUAUUCAAAAAAUGUUAAUUUUAAUCAGCUUUAUGCUUACAAAAUUGUGAAAUCUUCUAAAAGUAAUAUUUUGAAUAACAUUAUAUAUGUUAAAAAUAAAAUCCUAAACGCGUUUUUAAAACACAAGUUUCAAUGUGAUCACGUAGAAUAAAAAACAUUACUAAGUACGAUGAAUAUGCAUAGCAAAAUUUGAACAUAAAUCGGAAUCGACACACCGAUACCUACCGGUUAAAUUUACCCUAGGAAUAUUGUGUACAGAUGGUGUGUGCUAAUUACCAAAGUAGUGCUACUAAUUAUCUAGUGUUUAAAACUAUCACAGUCCAAGUUAUGGAAAAUGUGAGAUCUUGGUCUCGUUAUAAAUAUAUAUGUAUCUAUAAAAACAAGAGACGGAAACAAAAUAUAACAUAAUUUAACUUAAUUUAUUCUAAUAGUAUUAAAACUUUGAAAGCUGAGAAAGUCCUACAAAUUUCCUUACUAGAGUCGAUGUUAAUCUGACUAUAAACUUAAAACCGUUAAAUUUAUCGAGCAAAUACGAGCGGCAAUAUGUUAUUGACGAUUAAAAAAAUUGGUUAAAUAUUAUAAGAUGGUUUAUCUUAAAUGUUGUUUCGCAAGAAUGCAUAAUGUGUAAUUUAAGAGUUUUGUGAAUACAUAUAAAUAAAGUUGAAUUUAAACAAAAA